AUGGCGACGCUCGGAGAGGAAGACGAUGCAGACCAACUAUCAAAUAAAUUAAUCACUCGAUCAGUUAGCAAUUCAGGUUCAACUUCUGCAAGCAAGAAAGAACUUUAUUGGAAGACUGAGAGAUGUAAUUUAUUGAAUAUUGCCAAGCUUUGUAUCAAACACCUGAUUGAAUCCGCACUUGAGYUGGCRAAAGUUAUAGGCGAAGAUCAUGAACCUUUYCAGCAAUUCUUUGUUGUCAUCGAAAGUGUCUUCAGACAUGGCUURAAAUUGAAGCGCAAUAUACUUGGUCAACGACGUGACUACUGGGGACCCUUGGAAGCUAUAGAUCGYGUUACACCAGACGCACAUGAGAUUGCCACUAGUGUUAGAAACCUUCCCAACAUAAAGACCAAUUAUGGAAAGGGAAGAGCCUGGGUCCGACUUGCUUUAAUGCAGAAGAAACUGGCUGACUAUGUUAGAGACAUGCUGGAAAACAAAGAAUUUAUGGCAGAGUGGUAUGAUGGUCAUGCACUUCUAAUGCAAGAAGAAGGUGUUGUUCUGUCAGGGCUUCUAGUUGGUGUCAAUGUUAUUGACUGUAAUUUUGAUCUAAAAGGCGAUGAUUUAGAUACUUGGUCAGGUGUUCUUGAUCUCAGUCUUUAUCUUAAAGAAGGAAACUACUUGGAGAAAUCUAGCAAUGAAGACAAGUCAACAUCAGGAACAAGCACAGACCUAACAAUACUCAUAGAUCAAAAAACCUACUUGGAAGAAGUCAAUAAAAACCUCAGCUCCAUGGUAGCUGAUUUGCAAGCAAGAGUCAAAUCCUUGCAGCAGAAAAAUCAGGAUAUCAUGAAAGAGUAUGAGGACCAUCAGAAGACAUUUGAGUCUGUUUCCAGUGAAAGAGACAAACUAAAGGAAGAAAAUGCUAAUAUGAAUCAACUAAGUGCCAAGAAAAUCCAGCUUGCCCAGGCUGACAUUGAUAUAGAGAGAGAAACCUAUCAAAAAUCAAGGGAAGGAUUGAACGAUAUUGUUGAUGCUGCUCAAAAGCAACUUGAGCUUGAGAUCCAGCUUAGAAAGGAAACAGAGCGGGAAUUAGAAAUGACGAGGAUGAUGAAGGAAGAGAGUGAGGUAGCUAUGAGACUAUUAGAAAAAGACAUCCAUGACAAACAAGACACUCUGAUAGUACUACGACGUCAGCUGGACGACAUCAAGAAAAUCAACCUAGAUUUACAUGGUAAACUUAAGAUGUGUGAAACAUCCAACAGACAACAUAUGGACAAAUGGUCAGAGUUGGAAGAAAAAUGUGCCAAAUUUGUCAGUAAAAUAAAAGACCAAGAACAUUAUGUAAAGUCAUGUGYUGAGGAGAAGGUGAAGAUGGAGCAUAGAAUUGAAGAGAUUGAAAGCCGAUUAGCCGAUACUGAUAGCAAUAGAUUAGCACUAGAAACAAACCUAAAAAUUGAACGAGAGUGGAGGACAAACCUACAAGAAGAACUCCACAAAGAGAAGGAGAAAACAGGUGCCAUGCAACAAACACUGAACCAGYAUGAAAAUCUUAAAAAGGAAUAUCAAGGACUUUUAGAAAAGCAUUCAGCCUUGAAGAAAGUACAUAGCGACCAAGAAAUGGCUCUGGUAGAAAUGGGUUCCCAUCUCAGCAAUUCACAGCUCAAAGUAGAAGAGAUGAAAGAAGUUACAAAAUCAAUCAAGGAUAUGAAGUGGGCAGAAGACAAAGAGGCUGCAACCUGUCAGUUAUGUGAACAACCAUUUUCUUUGUCACGUCGGAAGCAUCAUUGCCGUAACUGCGGUGGCAUCUACUGUAAYUCAUGCUCUAGUAAUACCAUGCCAUUACCAUCAUCGGCCAAACCAGUGCGCGUUUGUGAUACGUGUCACACUACACUCCUUCAGAGGUACCAAAGAUGACGAUGAUAAGAAUUAAAUGGUUAUUAUUAAUUUCUUAGAGAAGCCAAUUCAUUAGAAUACUUAGUAUCAACUGACACCCCUGGAAAAAGAAAUUCCAGGAAAAAGUAUGAACUUUUUUUGAAUAAGUAAUUAAUUAUUAUACAACUUUACCCUGCUUCAGAGGUACCAAAGGUGACGAUGAURAUAAUUAAAUGGUUAUUAUKAAUUUUUUUUGUCAACCUCUGUGUAGUAACAGACUUGYCAAUAGUCUUCUUCACGGUUCCCUGCGCCAUCUUGAAAGGUAGCCAUGCCUUUACAUUGAAUCGAGACGACCRUUGAGCGUACAACAAUAGAAACCUUCUUUCACACCUACAGACAAUUAUUCACAGGUAUCUAUCAUUGCACCCUCAACGGUUGUCUCGCU
Exaiptasia diaphana is the source of this 2296-nucleotide messenger RNA. Its product is annotated as RUN and FYVE domain-containing protein 2. The transcript has 18 exons. The record is from RefSeq and is a predicted model, not a curated record. Gene Ontology annotation, cellular component: cytoplasm. Gene Ontology annotation, molecular function: metal ion binding. The coding region runs from base 1 to 1893 and encodes 630 amino acids. NCBI's taxonomy places the organism in Eukaryota, Metazoa, Cnidaria, Anthozoa, Actiniaria, Aiptasiidae.